UAUUUCCUGCUUCCACAAACAUGAAUUAUUAUAACACUAAUGGCAGAUUAUGGUAUGCUAAUGAGUGUACAUUCUGAGACUGUUGCUCACUUAUAUUCAUUUUUAUUACAAGUCUAUUUAAUAAUUAUUAAUUCAUUAUUACAUGAGAUUGUCCAUUUUAAAUAACAACUACUUUUGACUUCAGGGAUUCUUCAGAGCUGUAAGACUUGUGACCAUGUUGAGGACUCCACACACUGGCUUCAGAUUGAACCCUUGACUUCCACUGUCCAGGGAGUGACAAUGUUCAGACACAGGACACCCAAAGGGAGUUAUGAGUGCACAGUGUCUGGGCUCCGCUGGCUGUGUGAGAGAGAUGUCAUUCUGAAGUAUCACUUCAGGAACUGGGAUCCCUACAGUCAACUUCUGCAAGACAUGCAGUACACACAAGGUGGUCCAUUGCUGGACAUCACUAUGGAGUUAGGUGAACUGGAGGAAGUUCAUCUGCCACACUGUGUCUGUUUAGGGACCAACCCUUCCCUGAGGAAUGAGAUGAAGAUUCUUCAUGUAGAGGAACAUGGAGUGUCUUUAGAGGAAGUGCAUGAGGUCACCAGAUUCCAUGCUAAGAUUCUCCAUCCCAAGUUCUCAGCUAUCUCUGUUAUACUGAGCUUUAUCCUUUCUUGGAACGUAGAUGUCCACUGUGAGCUGAUGCUCUAUCUGACAGUGAAAAAGCAAACAUUAAUUCCACGCCUAUACCUGUUCCCCAGUAACCCCGGCCAAAUACAGGCUGUGGAACAACAGGAAAUCAAGUUUCAAGGGUCUAAAAGGUUUCCCAACACAAGACCAGAGCAGUCCUUCAAACUGAAGAGUUACUUCAGACUGAACAUUCCCUGUUCUACCACCAUCAAUCCACCGAGGAUUCAUCUCAUACAUAGAGACACCACACCAAGCUUUUUCAAUGCGGUUGUGAAAAUGACAGGGGUUGACAUUGAGAUGGAGUUAAUCGGGGAUGAUGAGAGGACAGUAUGGAAAGAAAUAGUACCAACAGUCAUCAACCAGGAGGAAAUGGAGUCAGUGGAGGUGAUAGCUGAGAGGGCAGAGAAGGCACGAGUCAUCAUCGACAUGGUGUUGAGAAAAGGAAAUGAGUCGUGUUCCAGGAUGAUGAACCUUCUUGGGGAUCUGGACCCCCGUCUUUGUUCACUGCUUCAGAUCAACAGUGUUGGGGUCCCAACCUAA
This is a messenger RNA of Salvelinus fontinalis (brook trout), 1212 nucleotides long. Its product is annotated as NACHT, LRR and PYD domains-containing protein 1 homolog. The record is from RefSeq and is a predicted model, not a curated record. The transcript is spliced from 7 exons. Lineage: Eukaryota; Metazoa; Chordata; Actinopteri; Salmoniformes; Salmonidae. Gene Ontology annotation, biological process: regulation of apoptotic process. Bases 280 to 1212 code for a protein of 310 amino acids. Gene Ontology annotation, cellular component: canonical inflammasome complex.